CCAACGCUCCCAGCUUCGUCUUCCUUCUUCGGCUCUUACGUGCUCUCUUUCUCUCUCUUUAUCUCACCUGUGAGAUCUCUACCGUCUUCUUCUCUCUCUUAGAGCCGGAGAGCGGGUGGGGCCGAUCCGGCGCGUGCUUCGCCGGUAAUCGCUCUAGAUUCCAGGUGGAUCAGGGCGGGGAAUAAUUUAGGAGGGAGGGUAAAAUUUGCUUUAAAAAUAAGGAACAAAGGAUUUGGAUUUGGUUGCUUGCAAUGCAGGGGAAAGGGGGGAAUCGGGGUGUCAUUAGCUUCCGCACGGCACGGAUUGUGAGGGGAUCACUUCGCCGAAACCCAUCCGCGUUCUUCGCCUCCUCCUUCGGCUUAUCGUUGCCUUACGUUAUAAUCAAUUCUUGUGCCUAUGCCGGCCUUUAAAUACGAGACUAACUUUGUCUAUUUUAUGCUCUCUGGAUCCGGAGCCCUGGCUGGCUUUGUGUUGUGUUGUGGUUCUCACUGGCGUAGUGGAUUGAUUUUGACUGGAAGGCCGACUAUUGAGGAUUGGUCCGAGAGGCAGCUCGAUUUCCGAAAGGCUGAGUCUAUGCCAGAGAAAUCUGGACGAGAAGAAAUGUCGUUAAUGCCUGGAGGCAAGUCAUUUUCAUCAUCACCUUUGGAAAAGCUUCAUCCGAUGGGAGGAAAUUAUAUGAACUUUUUAGAACCUCCACGAACUUUUCUUUCCAAAGGACAGAAAGCUAGGACAUCUGCUGGGAAUAAUCUGUUGGGUGCAGAAAGCCCUUCUAACCUGUCAGUGACUUGUUUGGGAGCUUCUAACCCGGAGAUCUUUUCUCAAGAAAAUCCAUUCAUGCAACCGGCUCCUAAUGGUUUUCAUUAUGAGAACAGCCUCUUUUCGAGCUCUUUGUCAGAAACAUUUGGCAAAUCGGUGUUGUUGUCAAGUGAAGCACAUUUUGGCAAAUCAGUUGAUGCAAAUGACUCUAAAUUUGUGGAAGAUGGGCCUUUGGAGUCCUUGAAAGAAAUCGAAGCCCAGACAAUUGGAGAUCUCCUCCCUAAUGAUGAUGAUUUAUUGUCAGGAGUGAUUGAUGAUAUUGAAUGUGUUGCGCAAGCGAAUAGUGGUGAUGAAGAUGAUUUAUUCUGCAGCGGGGGAGGGAUGGAGCUAGAAUCAGAUGAAAGUUUUAACUGCAGUAGAACAUCGGAUUUUAUCCGUGGAGUGAAUGGCACUUACGCUGGUGAAGUGUAUGGAAAACAAACCUCCCGGAUCCUUCUUGUGAGAAAUAUCAAAAGCAAUGUUGAAGAUGCUGAGCUGAGGAUUCUCUUUGAGCAAUUUGGAGACAUUCGUAGACUUCAUACCGUCAGCAAAAAUCAGGGGUUUGUAUUGGUGUCCUACUAUGACAUAAGAUCAGCACGGAAUGCUAUGAGAGCUAUUCAGGACAGAUUGCUGAGGCAACAUAAGAUUGACUUAAACUAUUAUUUUCCAAAGCAGGAGAACUCUUCGGAGCAUCACAUUGAUAAUGAUACACUUAUUGUAUUCAAUCUUGAUUCCACUGUUUCAAGUGAUGAUAUACGCCAAAUAUUUGGUUCUUAUGGCGAAAUAAAAGAGAUUUUUCAUGAUUCAUGCAAUCAAAACCAAAGAGCGAUAGAGUUCUAUGAUGUUAGAGCUGCUGAAGCUGCAUUUUAUGCUUUAAACAUGAGUGAGAUUGCUGGCAAGAGAAUUAAGAUUGAGCCUGUCUGUGCUGGAGCUGGAUGGCGGUGCUUAGGCAGACAGUCAUCAUUAGAACUCGAACUGGAAGGUUCUACGAUAUGCAUGAAUGGAAGUUCCCCUAGUAACUCAAUGCUGGAAAUUGGUGCUCAAUCUAGAACUAUAGGAUAUGGAGCUAAUAUUUCAGUGGGACUUGAUAGUGGAUCUAUUCAGAGCUCUGCACUCCAGACACUUAUCAGUCCAUUCAUGGAGAGCAAAUUCCCAGGAAUAUCUUCUACUGUGCCUCGUAGUAUGUCAUCACCCAUUAGGGUCACAAUGGUGGGAAAUCACAGCAGCCAAUCUAACCUUGAUGACCUUAGCCAUUCUUUAGGUCAAAUGAACUUUGGUUUUCAAAACAUACCAACCUUCCAUCCUCAUUCAUUACCUGAAUUCCAUAAUGGACCGAUUAGUAGCAUCCCUUAUAAUACCAUAAGAGCCGUUCCAUCAAUGGGUACAAAUAUUAAUUCCAGGAUUGCUGAUGGAAUUGAUACUCAGCAAAAUAGACAGGGGCCAGGUCACAUCAACAGCCAUUCCUUUGAUCAUAAAGAAGGUAAGGCAAUUUCCCCUAUAAACGGACAUCAAUACAUUCAAAACAAUUCAAAUAUAAAUUUCCACCAUUCUCCUGGUUCUCUGAUGUGGCAAAAUUCACCAUCAUUUGUGAACAACUUUCCUGCUGCUCCUCAACCGUUGCAUGGUCUUCCAAGAGGACCAUCUCAUAUAAUGAACAACUUCGUUCCUCUACACCACCAUCAUGUUGGUUCUGCACCUGCUCUGAAUCCCUCACUCUGGGGAAGGCGCACUACAUAUGCAGGGGAUUGCAUAGAAGCACCUUCUAUCCACCACCCCGGCUCGCUCGGAAACAUGGGAUUCUCUGGAUCCUCUCAGAUGCAUCCAUUUGGAAUAUCUUCUCAUAACAUUUUUACUCAUGAUUGUCGAAACUGCAUUGACCCAUCAGCUUCUCCACAUGUCGGGAGCCCGUCGCCUCAGCAGAGGUCUCACAUACUUCAUGGAAGGAAUAGCUUAAAUUCCGCUGCCACCGCUUAUGAUUCUCCCGGCGAGAGGAUCAGGAGCCGACGAUGUGAUUCAACUGCUAGUCAACUUGAUAACAAGAAGCAAUUUGAUCUGGAUAUCAGUCGAAUUGUCCGCGGGGAAGAUUCUAGAACUACCCUCAUGAUAAAGAACAUUCCUAACAAGUACACAUCUAAGAUGCUUUUGGCUACAAUCGAUGAGCACCACAAAGGAACUUACGAUUUCAUCUAUUUGCCUAUUGAUUUCAAGAAUAAAUGCAAUGUGGGCUAUGCUUUUAUCAACUUGAAUGAUCCUAAGCAUAUUAUUCCAUUCCACCAGGCAUUUAACGGUAAGAAAUGGGAGAAAUUCAAUAGUGAAAAAGUGGCUUCACUUGCAUACGCAAGAAUUCAAGGCAAAGCUGCCCUGAUUGCUCAUUUCCAGAAUUCUAGUCUGAUGAACGAAGACAAGCGGUGCCGCCCCAUCCUUUUCCACUCAGAUGGUCCAAAUGCUGGGGAUCAGGAACCCUUUCCCAUGGGAACUCAUAUCCGAUCAAGACCUGGAAGAUCCAGGACUACAAACAAUGAAGAGGCGCAACCUCGAAGUCCGCCGGACUCUGGAAAUGGAGAUGAUCUGUCCAACAACAGCACAGAUUCUUCUUCAAGCUCUGCCAAAGACUGAGUGAUCCAACAAGCCAUUUUUCCUGGGGGCACUAACCUUACAACCUACAAAGCUUUAAACUUUCUUUCUCACUUCCGCUUUCUCCACAGCUUUAAAAACCAACAAAAAGCAAAAAGCACAAGGAGUUGAGAUUUUGGUGGCUGAGGUGAAUAAAAAGAAACUGUACAGCAAGAUUUUGAGAGACAAAAGGGAGAGCCAUUAUUGUCGAUAUUCCCUCCCCUGCACAUUCUUCUAUUUUUGUUAUUUCCUAUAUUUCUAAUCCCCUUUUUAUUAUUAUUUCUAAGUUUUGUCGCUCUAUUUUAUAUGGAGCUAUGGCUUUUUUUGUUUUGUUCUUUUUUGGAGCUGGGCAGAGUCGAGAGAACUCAGUUCAGUUUGUGAAGUUAUCGUCUUGUUUGUAACAUCUAUUAUAUAGCCCGAACUGUAGCAGCGAUAUCUUUUUGCUAUGCUAUUUGACAUCUUAGUCAGGCUGAUCUGUAUCCUUCUUUACAGAUUUCAUUAUCUUAAGAAAGUUCAGUUCU
Molecule: messenger RNA, 3929 nt
Organism: Dendrobium catenatum
Lineage: Eukaryota; Viridiplantae; Streptophyta; Magnoliopsida; Asparagales; Orchidaceae
Product: protein MEI2-like 4
Exons: 14
Coding region: 397-3411 (1004 amino acids)
Molecular function (GO): RNA binding
Source: RefSeq, a predicted model, not a curated record